Messenger RNA from Aspergillus mulundensis, 339 nucleotides. RefSeq names its product putative C2H2 finger domain protein. Gene Ontology annotation, molecular function: nucleic acid binding; zinc ion binding. The transcript has 3 exons. NCBI's taxonomy places the organism in Eukaryota, Fungi, Ascomycota, Eurotiomycetes, Eurotiales, Aspergillaceae. The coding region runs from base 1 to 339 and encodes 112 amino acids. The record is from RefSeq and is a predicted model, not a curated record.
AUGGGCGCUGUGAGGAGAACCAAGACGAAGCGCAGAACCAGAGACUAUGACCAGGUCCGCGCGGAUGUCGAGAGCUCGAAGCACCUUUCUCAGUACAAGGCGACCAAAGACCCCGAAGACCUCCCCGGCUUAGGGAAGCACUACUGCGUCGAAUGCGCCAAAUGGUUUGAGAGCGACUACAACCUUGUGGCCCAUAGGAAAGGCAAGAAUCACAAGAGAAGACUCCGCCUACUACGUGAAGAGCCCCAUUCGCAGAAGAUUGCCGAGGCUGCUGUAGGCCUGACCACCGAUAAUGGCCCACGCCGGCAAGAGGGUGAUGAAAUGGUCAUGGACAGCUAG